AAUAUCCUAGCAACCUUAUAGAAUGGCCCCAGCAGAAUUAAUUGAAUUGAAAAAGCAGUUGCAAGAGCUUCUUGACAAGGGGUUCAUUAGACUUAGUACUUCUCCCUGGGGUGCUCCGGUUCUGUUUGUGAAAAAGAAAGAUGGCUCACUUAGAUUGUGCAUUGACUAUAGACGGUUGAAUCAAGUCACCGUCAUGAAUAAAUAUCCUUUGUCAAGGAUUGAUGAUUUGUUUGAUCAGUUACAAGGGGCUCGUGUCUUUUCCAAAAUUGAUCUUAGAUCGGGUUAUUAUCAAUUAAAGGUUAAACCCGAGGAUGUGAUGAAGACUGCUUUUAGGAGCAGAUAUUGGCACUACGAGUUCCUGCUAAUGCCGUUUGGUUUAACCAAUGCCCCUGCAGCUUUUAUGGAUCUUAUGAAUAGGAUCUUUCAGUUGUACUUAGAUAAGUUUGUCAUUGUCUUCAUUGAUGACAUUCUUAUCUUUUCUCCUGAUGAAGAGAGCCACAAGGAGCAUCUUGCCAUUGUAUUGCAGAUUUUGCGAGAAAAGAAGUUAUAUGCCAAGUUUGAUAAGUGUGAGUUUUGGCUGAAUCAGAUUAGUUUUCUGGGUCAUAUUGUUUUGAAGGACGGCAUAUCAGUUGAUCCUCGUAAAGUGGAAGCAGUUGUGAAGUGGGAAAGGCUGACUAGUGUCACUGAAGUGUGGAGUUUUCUUGGACUAGCAGGAUAUUAUCGAAGGUUUGUGGAGGGAUAUUCAAAGAUUUCUAGUCCGUUAACACAACUUACUCGUAAGAAUCAGAAGUUUGAAUGGACAGAUAAAUGUGAGCAAAGCUUUCAAGAAUUGAAGAACAGAUUGGUUACAGCACCAAUUCUUGCUAUUCCCGACAAUGGAGGAAACUUUGUGGUAUAUACCGAUGCUUCUCACAAAGGCUUGGGUUGUGUACUUAUGCAACAUGGAUGGGUGAUAGCUUAUGGGUCUAGACAGCUCAAGACACAUGAGAGGAAUUACCCUACACAUGAUUUAGAACUUGCUACCAUAAUUUUUGCACUCAAGUUGUGGAGGCACUAUUUGUAUGGAGAAGAAUUUGAGGGAAAUGUGGUUGCAAAUGCACUUAGCAGAAAAUCGACUGGCACUUUAGCAAGCUUAAUGGUGAUGGAGUGGAAACUCCUAGAAGAAUUCAAGAAUUUGAAUGUCAGAUUUUUGCCACCAAAGUCUGAUGUACUAGUGUCUAGUCUGAUGGUUCAACCUACAUUGCUGUCAAAGAUCAAGGAAGCACAACAGAAAGAUUCAAGAUUAAUGGAGUGGAUGAAGGACAGUGGAAAAAGCUCCAAAAUGGGUCUUCAUAUUUCGGAUGAUGGAAUCAUAAGACUUGGAGAUAGAAUUUGUGUUCCUUAUGAUGAAGGGUUGAGGACGGAAUUGCUCCAAGAAGUACACAAGUCCAAUUAUACCAUUCAUCCUGGGAGUACCAAAAUGUAUCAUGACUUGAAAGAGACAUUCUGGUGGAAAAGCAUGAAGAAGGAUGUGGCUAAAUAUGUGUCCAAAUGCUUGACUUGUCAAGUGGUAAAAGCAGAACACCAGAAGCCAGAAGGGCAACUUCAACCUUUGCUUAUACCAGAGUGGAAGUGGGAAGCCAUCUCAAUGGACUUCAUUGUUGGAUUGCCAAAGGCGAGAAGGCAAUUUGAUGCAAUUUGGGUGAUUGUGGACAGAUUAACAAAGUCAGCUCACUUUUUGGCCAUAAAACAAAAAGACCCAUUAGACAAGUUGGCCAAGCUGUAUGUUCAGGAGGUUGUUAAACUCCAUGGGAUCCCAGUGAACAUUGUAUCAGACAGAGAUCCAAGGUUUACUGCGAGAUUUUGGAGAUCUUUUCAGAAAGCCAUAGGAACUCAAUUGAAAUUAAGCACAGCAUACCACCCACAAACCGAUGGGCAGUCUGAGAGGACUAUUCAAGUGCUCGAAGACAUGUUAAGAGCUUGUGCAUUAGAUUUGCCUGAGAGUUGGGAUGAUCAUCUUCCAUUGGCAGAGUUUGCUUAUAAUAAUAGCUAUCAUUCCAGUAUCAAAAUGGCACCUUAUGAGGCUCUUUAUGGUAGGAGAUGUAGAACUCCAAUUUGUUGGGCAGAAGUUGGUUAUGGAAGGGUAAUAGGGCCUGAUUUUGUGCAGCAAACAACAAAAAAGGUGAAAUUAAUUCAACAGAGGCUUAAAAUGGCUCAAGACAAACAAAAGAGUUAUGCAGACAAUAGAAGGAGACCUCUGGAAUUUGAAGUUGGAGAUCAUGUAUUUUUGAAGGUGUCACCAACUAAAGGAGUGUAUUGGUUUGGUUUGAAAGGAAAACUCAGUCCGAGGUACAUUGGCCCGUUUGAGAUUCUUGAAAGGGUAGGUGAAGUGGCUUAUAGAAUUGCAUUGCCUCCAGAAUUGUCAAAUGUGCAUAAUGUAUUUCAUGUGUCGGUUUUGAGGAAGUAUGAGCCGGAUCCUUCACAUGUCAUAAACUAUGAACCAUUAGAGUUGAAGGAAGAUUUGAGUUGCACCGAACAGCCAAUACAGAUUUUGGAUAGAAAAGAAAAAGUUUUGAGGAACAAGACUGUGUCCUUAGUGAAAGUGUUGUGGCGGCAUCAUUCUGAGAAUGAAGCUACAUGGGAACUUGAAAAUCAGAUGAGGGGACAGUAUCCAAAUCUAUUUUGAUCAACCUUUCAGAAGUUGCACCAAGAGUCGGGGAUAGCAUGUCUCCUACUAUUAUCCAAAGUAAAUGAUGCCACUUGCCCUUUUCUAGAAGAAAUUCGAUCUCUCCUUGAAGAAUUUUCUGAUGUUGUUCUUGACGAGAUCCCUCUUGGAUUACCACCAAUGAGAGACAUUCAGCAUGCCAUUGAUUUCAUCCCAAGAUCUGUCAUCCCAAACAAGCUUGCCUAUCGGAUGAACCGUCAAGAGUAUGCGGAACUUCAACGACAAGUCAAAGAACUGAUGGAGAAAGGACUUGUCAAGGAAAGUGUUAGCCCAUGUGCCGUGCCUGUGCUACUCAUCCCAAAGAAAAAUGGAACUUGGAGAAUGGGUGUAGAUAGUCGAGCAAUCAACAAAAUCACUAUCAAGUACCGCUUCCCAAUUCCACGCCUUGAUGAUAUGCUUGAUCAACUGCAUGGAGCUACUGUCUUCUCAAAGAUUGAUUUGAGAAGUGGAUAUCACCAGAUUCGAAUGCGUCCCGGUGAUGAAUGGAAGACAGCAUUCAAAACUAGAGAUGGUUUAUACGAGUGGACGGUCAUGCCAUUCGGAUUGUCUAAUACUCCCAGCACUUUCAUGCGUCUUAUGAACCAGGUAUUUCGACUCUUCAUUGGGAAAUUUGUUGUGGUUUACUUUGAUGAUAUCCUGAAAUGUUCAUUCCUCACUACAAGUGUGACAUUUCUUGGAUACAUCAUCACUGCUCAAGGUAUUAAGAUGGACCCCAAUAAGAUUGAUGCUAUUGUCAACUGGCCUACACUAACAUCGAUGCAUGAUGUUCGAAGCUUCCAUGGCCUGGCAUCUUUUUAUCGGAGAUUCAUCAAGAAUUUUAGUUCUAUUGUUGCCCCAAUCACUGACAGCCUUAAGGGUGACAAAUUUUCAUGGAAUGGCAAAGCCCAACAGAGUUUUGAAGAAUUAAAGAGGAAGCUCACUGAAACCUCUAUACUUGCACUUCCCAACUUUGACUUGAUGUUUGAAGUAGAUUGUGAUGAUUCUAAUGUUGGAAUUGGUGCAAUGUUAAGUCAAGAAGGUCGACCCAUUGCCUUCUUUAGUGAAAAGUUGAAUGACACAAAGCUCAGAUAUUCCACCUAUGACAAAGAAUUCUAUGCAAUUCACCUGAAUUCCCAACAGAAGAUCAGUCGUCGACAUGCUACGUGGAGUGAAUUUCUACAAGCUUAUCCUUUCCUCCUCAAAUACAAAUCUGGAGUCCAAAAUUGUGUAGCUGAUGCUCUGAGUCACCGACAUGCCUUGCUUACUUCCUUACAGAUGAAAGUCAUUGGAUUUGAAGUGAUCAAGGAGUUGUAUGAGGAUGAUCCUGAUUUGAGCAACACUUGGCAAGCCACUUCUAAUCAAGCCUUUCAGCAAUAUCAUCACCAGCAAGAUUACCUCUUCAAGGCUGGUCAUUUUGGGAGAGACAAGACUUUAGCUCUUGUUAAAGAAAGCUUUUACUGGCCAAAGUUGGAGCAGAAUGUCAUUCGUCACAUUCAAAGAUGCAAAGUUUGUCACCAAGCCAAGACAAUCAAUCAUAACACAGGGUUGUAUCUGCCAUUGCCUAUCCCAACAUCACCUUGGGAAGAUGUUAGUAUGGAUUUUGUCCUUGGUCUACCACGAACUCAACGAAGCAAGGAUUCUAUCAUGGUCGUGGUUGACAAAUUUUCUAAAAUGGCUCACUUUAUUGCUUGUCAAAAAACUAAUGAUGCUUCUCUCAUUGCUGAGUUAUAUUUUAGAGAGAUUGUGCGUCUACAUGGAGUUCCAAAGACUAUAACUUCAGAUAGAGAUGUGAAGUUCAUGAGUCAUUUUUGGAGGACUUUAUGGAGAAAGAUGGGCACUCAACUCCAGUUUAGUUAUGCUAGCCAUCCCCAAACCGAUGGGCAAACUGAAGCUAUCAAUAAGAUUUUGGGGAAUCUACUACGAAGUUUUGUGGGAAAGAAUUUGUGACAAUGGGAUCUUGUGCUUGCCCAAGCUGAGUUUGCCUACAACAACUCUUCGAAUCAAGCUACGGGAAAAUGCCCAUUUGAAGUAGUAUAUGGAGUGCGUCCUCUCAGUCCUUUAGAUCUUGCUCCAUUGCCCACAUCCUGACAAUUUAGUGCAGAUGCUGAACAACGAGCUAAGGAGAUCAAGAAACUUCAUGAAGAAGU
This is a messenger RNA of Rubroshorea leprosula, 4830 nucleotides long. The record is from the annotation of a GenBank genome assembly. NCBI's taxonomy places the organism in Eukaryota, Viridiplantae, Streptophyta, Magnoliopsida, Malvales, Dipterocarpaceae.